AUGUUAUUCAAAGGGGACAGGUGGGCUAUCUCAAAAGAAAGGAGCAGAAGAGACUAUGAAAUUGGAGGCCUGGAACUCUGGAAUAUGGCAACCAGAUCCAAUGCCCAGAAAGCAUGGAUAUACGAACAAUACCUCAGAGAAAAAGACGACCAGAACUGCCCUCCACAUAUGGAAGUCUGGAAGUCGGAAAAAGAAAACUCACUAUCAAGGAUUCACAUCAAAUGCUGGAAAGCCUGGAAGUUGUUGCACCACCCAAGAGAGCGAAUAACUCUCAAACUAAACCAAGUCAAACCCAAAUACGAAAACAAACAAAAAUUAAAAGUAAUCUAUAGAAACAUGAUGGAUAUCAAAUACAAGGGAUGGAACAAACACCAGCCAACAACAGGUCAAAAACUGAUUCAAAAGAACAUUAAUCACCCAAUUCUACCAUUCAGAGAAGCCAGAUCAAUCACAACUAUCAAAGGAAGAGACUUAGCAUGGAGAUAUCUACUCAAGGCACUUCCAAAACACCAUGGGGAGAAUUGCCACUCAUGUAAAGAAGAAGAAUCGUCUAUGCACAUCUUCUUCGAAUGCAAAUCAAUAAAACAGAAUAUCGACUCAAUCUAUCAAAAGGUCUGUAAAGACUCCAACAACACUUACCACGGUCCAUGGAGCGAAAAAGUUCUCGGAAAACUACUCACACCAUUCUCAUCAAAUCUGAUAGGAGCCAUUAUGGAAUCGAUAUGGUACAGAAGAAAUCAAAUAAAAUUCAACGAUAACACUACAAUAAUAACAGAGACCCAAAUAAUUCAUAAAAUCAAAAAAGCGAGAGAUGCCGAAUGGGAUAGAACAAGAAAGAUAGUAGAAAAACAACUACGUCAAGAACUAAGAUGCACUGAUAACCGAGAGUCAAUCAAUCGGACCGCAUCAAUAAAAAGAAGACUCGAAAAAUUCAGCCACAACUGGAACUCGAAACUCAUGCCCAUAAACAUCCCGGAACACUUCAUACCAUACUGCUCAUAUAACACCAACUACUCAUAA
Messenger RNA from Dictyostelium discoideum AX4, 1020 nucleotides. RefSeq lists its product as hypothetical. The transcript has a single exon. The record is from RefSeq and is a predicted model, not a curated record. Bases 1 to 1020 code for a protein of 339 amino acids. Lineage: Eukaryota; Evosea; Eumycetozoa; Dictyosteliales; Dictyosteliaceae.